AUGAUGAGAGAAUGGGUGCUACUCUUGUCCAUGUUGCUCUGUGGCCUGGCUGGCUCCACAAGCCUGUUCCAGCCAAGCCUGGUGCUGGACAUGGCCAAGAUCCUCUUGGAUAACUACUGCUUCCCAGAGAACCUGAUGGGGAUGCAGGCAGCUAUUGAACAGGCCAUGAAGAGUCAUGAGAUUCUGAGCAUCACAGAUCCUGAGACACUGGCCCAUGUGCUGACUACCGGGGUGCAGAGUUCCUUGAAUGAUCCACGCCUGAUCAUCUCCUAUGAGCCCAGCACCCUUGAGGCUCCCCGGAAAGCCCCAGCACUCACCAACCUCACCCAAGAGGAACUGCUCACCCAGGUGCAGAAGAACAUUUACCAUGAGGUCCUGGAGAGCAAUGUGGGCUACCUGAGGGUGGAUGAUCUCCCAGGCCAGGAGGUGCUGAGCAAGAUGGGGGGAUUCCUGGUGGCCCAUGUGUGGAUGCAGCUCAUGGGCACCUCUGCCUUGGUGCUGGACCUCCGCUACUGCACCAGGGGCCACGUUUCUGGUAUCCCCUAUGUCAUUUCCUACUUGUCCCCUGGGAACACCGUCUUGCAUGUAGACACCAUCUAUGACCGUCCCUCCAAUACCACCACGGAGAUCUGGACCUUGCCAAAGGUCCCGGGACAGAGAUACAGUGCUGACAAGGAUGUGGUGGUCCUCACGAGCAGCCGCACUGGAGGCGUAGCAGAGGACAUCACCUAUAUUCUCAAGCAGAUGCGCAGGGCCAUUGUGGUGGGUGAGCGCACAGAGGGGGGUGCCCUGGAUCUCCAGAAGCUGAGGAUAGGCCAAUCCAACUUCUUCCUCACGGUGCCAGUGUCCAGGUCUCUUGGGCCCCUGGGCGGAGGCAGCCAGACGUGGGAGGGCAGUGGAGUACUGCCCUGCGUGGGGACACCAGCUGAGCAGGCCCUGGAGAAAGCCCUAGCCAUUCUCACCCUGCGCCGUGCCUUGCCAGGAGUUGUCCACCGCCUUCAGGAUGCUCUGCAGGACUACUAUACACUGGUGGAACGUGUGCCAGCCCUGUUGCACCACCUGGCCAACAUGGACUACUCUACAGUGGUCUCAGAAGAAGAUCUGGUCACUAAGCUCAAUGCUGGCCUACAGACUGUGUCUGAGGAUCCCCGGCUCCUGGUGCGGGCUGUUGGGCCCAGAGAAACCUCUUCUGGGCCUGAGGUUGAGGCUGAUGAUCCCCCGGUGGUAGACCCCGAGGUGCCCAAGGACGAGACAGCCCGGCAGGCCCUGGUGGACUCUGUAUUUCAGGUGUCAGUGCUGCCAGGCAACGUGGGUUACCUGCGUUUUGACAGAUUUGCAGAUGCUUCUGUGCUGGAGGAUCUGGGCCCUUAUGUACUGCGCCAGGUGUGGGAGCCCCUGCAGGACACGGAGCAUCUCAUCAUGGAUCUGCGUCACAAUCCCGGGGGACCAUCCUCCGCCGUGCCCCUGCUGCUGUCCUACUUCCAGGGCCCAGAGGACAGCCCUGUGCGCCUCUUCACCACCUAUGAUCGCCGCACCAACAUCACACAGGAGCACUUCAGUCGCAGGGAGCUUCUGGGCACACGCUAUGGCAACCAGCGUGGGGUGUACCUGCUCACCAGCCACCGCACCGCCACAGCCGCUGAGGAGUUUGCUUUCCUCAUGCAGUCACUGGGCUGGGCCACGCUGGUGGGUGAGAUCACCGCAGGCAGCCUACUGCACACCUGCAUGGUGCCACUGCUGGACACGCCUGAGGGUGGCCUGGUGCUCACUGUCCCAGUGCUCACCUUCAUCGACAACCAUGGUGAGGGUUGGCUGGGUGGUGGUGUGGUGCCCGAUGCCAUCGUGCUGGCUGAGGAGGCCCUGGACAGAGCCCAGGAGGUGCUGGACUUCCACCGCAGCCUCGGUGCCUUGGUGGAAGGCACAGGACGCCUGCUAGAGGCCCAUUAUGCUCGGCCAGAGGUCAUGGGGCAGACAGCAGCCCUGCUGCAGGCCAAGCUGGCCCAGGGAGCCUACCGCACAGCAGUGGAUUUGGAAUCACUGGCCUCACAGCUCACGGCUGACCUGCAGGAGGUGUCAGAGGACCACCGCCUGCUGGUGUUCCACAGCCCCGACGAGCUGGUGGCCGACGACAUGCCCCUGCCACCCCCAGCUGUUCCCUCCCCAGAAGAGCUCUCCUAUCUCAUUGAGGCUUUGUUCAAGACGGAGAUACUCCCAGGCCAGUUGGGCUACCUGCGUUUUGAUGCCAUGGCUGAGCUGGAGACAGUGAAAGCCAUUGGGUCGCAGCUGGUGCGGCUGGUGUGGCAGAGGCUGGUGGACACAGCCGCACUGGUUGUCGAUCUGCGCUAUAACCCUGGCAGCUACUCCUCAGCCGUGCCGCUGCUCUGCUCCUACUUCUUUGAGGCAGAGCCCCGCCAGCACCUCUACUCUAUCUUUGACAGAGCCACCUCGAGGAUCACAGAGGUAUGGACCCUGCCUCAGGUUGCCGGGCAGCGCUAUGGAACCCACAAAGACCUCUACAUCCUGAUGAGUCACACUAGUGGCUCUGCAGCAGAGGCUUUCGCUCACACCAUGCAAGACCUGCAGCGGGCCACAAUCAUCGGGGAGCCCACGGCUGGAGGGGCACUCUCUGUGGGCAUCUACCAGGUGGGCAACAGUCCCUUAUAUGUCUCCAUGCCCACGCAGAUGGCCCUAAGUGCCACCACUGGUGAGGCCUGGGACCUGGCUGGUGUGGAGCCUGACAUUACUGUGCCCAUGAGCGAGGCCCUCUCCACAGCCCAGGAUAUAGUGGUCCUGCGUGCCAAGGUGCCGACAGUGUUGCAAACGGCUGGGAAACUGGUGGCUGAUAACUAUGCGUCCCCUGAGCUGGGGUCCAAGAUGGCUGCUAAGCUGAGUCGUCUGCAGAGCCGCUAUGCAAGGGUGACCUCAGAAGGGGCCCUGGCAGAGAUGCUGGGGGCUGACCUGCAGAUGCUGUCUGGGGACCCACACCUGAAGACAGCCCAUAUCCCCGAGGAUGCAAAGGACCGCAUUCCUGGAAUUGUGCCCAUGCAGAUCCCCUCCCCAGAUGUCUUUGAAGACCUGAUCAAGUUUUCUUUCCACACUAACGUGCUAGAGGACAACAUUGGCUACCUGAGGUUCGACAUGUUUGGGGACUGUGAGCUGCUCACCCAGGUCUCUGAGCUGCUGGUGGAACACAUCUGGAGGAAGAUUGUGCACACGGCCGCCCUGAUCAUUGACAUGAGGUUCAAUAUUGGCGGUCCCACCUCAUCCAUCUCUGCCCUGUGCUCCUACUUCUUUGACGAGGGCCCCCCCACUCUGCUGGACAAGAUCUACAGCAGGCCCAAUGACUCUGUCAGCGAACUCUGGACUCACACCCGUCUUGCAGGUGAACGUUAUGGCUCCAAGAAGAGCGUGAUCAUUCUGACCAGUGGUGUGACAGCUGGCGCUGCUGAGGAGUUUACCUACAUCAUGAAGAGGCUAGGCAGGGCACUGGUCAUCGGGGAGGUGACCAGUGGGGGCUGCCAGCCACCACAGACCUACCAUGUGGAUGACACACACCUCUACAUCACCAUCCCUACAGCCCGCUCUGUGGGUGCUGCAGAUGGCAGUUCUUGGGAAGGGGUGGGCGUGACACCCCAUGUGCUCGUCCCUGCAGAAGUGGCCCUCACCAGAGCCAAGGAGACACUCCAACAUGCCCUUCAAGGGUGA
Molecule: messenger RNA, 3705 nt
Organism: Castor canadensis (American beaver)
Lineage: Eukaryota; Metazoa; Chordata; Mammalia; Rodentia; Castoridae
Gene: Rbp3
Product: retinol binding protein 3
Biological process (GO): proteolysis
Cellular component (GO): cone matrix sheath
Molecular function (GO): serine-type peptidase activity; retinol binding
Source: RefSeq, a predicted model, not a curated record